ACUAAUUUUGAACUCUUAACAGGAAGCUUUCAGAGUUAUAUGCAAGAACCAGGUAUUUUUCUUAGAGGGAACGGGAGCUGUAGGUAUUCAUAGCAAAGACUAGCAGAAGAACUGGACAUCUUGAAGGGGGGAAAAGAAAAAGAUGUUGGGGGUAUUUACUUCAGCGGCAGUCUGCAAAUCUCGCCAGAUCAAAACGUUCAUGAACAAUUCUUUAUUUUCCAUACUCUUCUUACAUAGACCAGUACGCUGGAAAGCCAGCAAAUCAAGAUGGAGAGAAUCUCAUGGCACAGUAGCUCCUAUGGUAUUUUGUGCAAGGUCUUCAAUCGGAGUCCUAGUCUUGUCUCACCUUUUGGAAUCAGAAGCUGUCACUUCAUGAGGUGUUUCUGGAGUCUCUCAAUUCAGCACCGGAACAUGGUCACUGAUGUAGCAAGUUCUAUUAAGCAUUCGGAAAAUGGAACAGGUAUUAAUGGUAAUACUACUCCAAAGGUGAAGAGGAAAAAAUUAAAGGGGAAAAGGGCAGUUGUUAGGUGGCUCAAGUUCUUCAGAUGGAAGAAGAUGAAAGAGUAUGAACGGAUGACAGCAGAGGAAAAAUUAUUGUAUAAAUUGAGGAAGGCUGAAAAGAAGGAGUCUAGAAUUGUAGAGGCUCUGAAGAAGAUUGAACCUGCAGAGUCGUUAGAAGCAACCCAUGAUCCAGAAAUUUUGACACCAGAGGAACACUUCUUCUUCUUAAAGAUGGGCCUCAAGAACAAGAAUUAUGUGCCUGUUGGAAGGCGUGGAAUAUUCCAAGGUGUAAUCCUGAACAUGCAUCUACAUUGGAAAAAGCACCAGACUGUAAAGGUGGUCGUCAAAAAUUUCAGUUCUGAGGAAGUCAAGGAGAUUGCAGCAGAGCUGGCAAGAUUGAGUGGAGGAAUUGUCCUUGACAUUCAUGAAGAGAAUACAAUUAUCAUGUACAGAGGGAAGAACUACUCUCAGCCACCAACAGAGAUAAUGUCCCCCAAGAUCACUCUUUCCCGGAAGAAGGCUCUGGAUAAGUCCAAAAACAGGGAUGCCCUUCGAGCUGUACGGAAGUACAUCCCGAGGCUUGAACAGGAGCUUGAGUUGCUUCAAGCAAAAGCAAAAAUGGAGCAUGAAAAUAAAACUGAGCCUGGGAAGGAAGGCGAGGAGACACAGGUUGGCAGCAACAACAAUGGUGGCCUAUAUGACCAGCGGUUGGGGCAUUCAGCUAAGUUGGAAGAGAUACUGUCUGAAAACAAUGAAUCUCCUGAGGAUGAUUCUAUGAGUGAAUCUGGUAUUGGCUCGGAAUCUGAAGCUUUGUCUGAUAUCUUUGAGACAGAUUCUGAUGGAGAUGUGGAGCAAAAGGCAGAACGUUCACUCUAUCUGGACGAAUUUGAAAAGUUUCCGGCAAAAAACAGUGGGGAGCCUGAAGAUUUUGAGGAUCACCUGCGUCAGAUUUCUGCAGACUCAAGGAGGAAAGAUAUGGAACUACCAGACCUUGAUGAGGUUGAUAGGAUGUUCCUGCGUGCAGGAUCACUGUUAAAAAAGAAGUGGAGAUGAGGAAGUGUAUCAUAUUAAAUAUGUGAUUUUGCAAUUUUGAAAACUUAUACUCAUUCCAGCUCUCUUGUGAUUAUAUAUGCAUCAAGUCUAUGCUGUCAAGUUCCUCAACCUCUUAAGGCUAACAAUGACACAAAGUAAUGCCUUACUUUGUUGUAUUCUGGAAUACUUGGCUUCAAACCUGCCUACCAUUGAUUUAUUUAAUUAUUUUUUGGUAUUUUAUGCA
Telopea speciosissima is the source of this 1777-nucleotide messenger RNA. RefSeq lists its product as uncharacterized. Bases 268 to 1554 code for a protein of 428 amino acids. The transcript is spliced from 4 exons. Gene Ontology annotation, molecular function: RNA binding. Lineage: Eukaryota; Viridiplantae; Streptophyta; Magnoliopsida; Proteales; Proteaceae. The record is from RefSeq and is a predicted model, not a curated record.